Molecule: messenger RNA, 1591 nt
Organism: Amaranthus tricolor (Joseph's coat)
Lineage: Eukaryota; Viridiplantae; Streptophyta; Magnoliopsida; Caryophyllales; Amaranthaceae
Product: protein NCA1
Exons: 8
Coding region: 141-1223 (360 amino acids)
Biological process (GO): protein ubiquitination
Molecular function (GO): protein binding; ubiquitin protein ligase activity
Source: RefSeq, a predicted model, not a curated record
CUAUUUUUAGGGUGGUUAAAAAUUAGUUGUAAUUGAGAAUAAGAAAUAAGGUAAGAAUAGAAUAAUAAAGAUCGGUGCUUUUGUAAAAACCUCAAGGGAACCUCCAAAUCCCCAACCACCAUUGACGACUCAUUGGAAAAAUGACUCCAGUUUGCCCAUUCGUCAAAGUUGCUCGUCCUGAUGAUGCCUCUUCAAAAAGAAGCAGUGACAACCAUUGUAAGUAUGCUGCUGAACAUGAGAAUGAAGCUAAAAGUGAAUCUUUUGAUUCUGCCACAAUUGAGCCCAAGUGUCCUCUUGGAUAUGAUUCUCGUUCAUUCAAAAUCGGCCCUCUUAGCUGUGUGCUUUGCCAAGCCCUUCUGUUUGAGAGUAGCAAAUGUGUGCCCUGCUCUCACAUAUUCUGCAAGGUGUGCAUCUCACGUUUUAAGGACUGUCCAUUAUGUGGAGCUGAUAUAGAGAAGAUUGAAUUUGAUGAAGAACUUCAGAAGGUUGUUGAUAAGUUUAUUGAUGGUCAUGCCAGAAUAAAGAGGUCGAAUGUCAGUAACGAUUCUGAAGAGGCAGAUAAACCUGUCAUUUAUGAGGAUGUCUCACUAGAGAGAGGUGCUUUUUUGGUUAAACAAGCCAUGAGGGCUUUUCGUGCCCAGAAUGUGGAAAGUGCUAAAUCUAGGCUCUCACUUUGUGCUGUUGAUAUUAGGGAACAAUUGAAGGAAUCUGGUAACAAGCCAGAGUUGUGCUCUCAACUUGGGGCUGUGCUGGGAAUGCUGGGAGAUUGUUGUCGUGCUUUGGGAGAUGCUAAAUCUGCUGUCACCUACUUUGAAGAAAGUGUUGAAUUUUUGUCACAGUUACCGAAUGAGGAUAUGGAGAUUAUACACACUCUUUCUGUUUCGCUUAAUAAAAUAGGAGACUUAAAGUACUAUGAUGGAGAUCUGCAAGCUUCAAGGAAUUAUUAUUUUCGAUCAUUGGAUGUUCGUCGUGACGCCAUGAAAAAUCUCAGUGAUUCUGCAUCCCUGAGCUUAGAUGUAGCAGUUUCUUUAGCAAAGGUGGCAGAUGUUGACAGAGGGCUUGGCGAUGAGGAGGGAGCUAUUGCUGGCUUUCGUGAGGCUAUAAAUAUGUUGGAUUCAUUGAAGAUAGACUCUAGUCAAGUUGCACUUGUACAACGGCACCAAUCAGUGUUGGAGUUUCUCAAUAGUCAGAUUGUUGGAAAACAAGUUGAUGAAACCAAAUAGAAGCCAGUUCUCCUCUGAUGAAUGGUCUGUACAAGGUCUAUAUGUUAUAAAUUGGGCUAGUAUAUGUAUAUACAAGUUUAUGUUUUUAAUGAGACUUAUUAUACUAAGGGAAGAUUUUCUUAGGAGAACCACAUAAAAGCUCGAGAACUUGAAGAUGCUACGCAAUUGACCCACUAUGAUCGAUUGGUUCUCAAUUCUCAUACAUGCUUUGCAUGUACUCAUGUCAAUGUCAAUUAUCUAUCUUGUUGCGCCUUGUAACUGAAAACGUUCUCUAAAUAUCAUCGCUAGUAAAGAAAAUGAUGUUGCUGUACUUAUGACCUUAAUGUUGUAAUACGUUCUUUGGUGAUGAAGUUCUCAUUUGUCCCGUA